Molecule: messenger RNA, 1375 nt
Organism: Klebsormidium nitens
Lineage: Eukaryota; Viridiplantae; Streptophyta; Klebsormidiophyceae; Klebsormidiales; Klebsormidiaceae
Source: the annotation of a GenBank genome assembly
GUGAAGUUUGAGCUGGAGGAAGGGCCUGCGGCUGCUAAUGGGGCCCGCUAUAAAUAGCGGCUAUUUGUACGUACACUGUACGUACAGUUACCUAUCAAGGGGCCUUGAAUCUGCCAGCAGCUCUCAUGAGCAGUCUUUUGCCAAUGGUACGUAUUGGAUGAACACUGAUCCAAGGCCAAUUAGAGCAGUUCACAUGCAUACUUCACCCUGCAUUCGUAAAGCAUUGCAAAACGCACAAUCCUCCGCAAACCUGCAUCCCUUUCCAACAGCGCCAGCAAAAGCUUUCCCUCUGAGAGCGCAGCCAUGGCCCGCCUUAUGAUCGCCGCUCUCCUGAUCGCGACAGUCGCGUCCGUUUCAGCGGUCGACUCCUUCUCAUACGAGUCCAGGAAGCUGGGGACUGCAUCCUACUACAAGUUCGAUGCCACUGAGCUGAUCGGCGGGGAAGGCGGCAAGUUCCCCGAGGCGCCCGGCGAGACGCUGACGUACAAGAACGUCAUCACGGCCGGGGGCAUCCACGGUGACGUCAUCGCCUUCAUCAACGGCUACUUCGUGCUGACGUCAGCGGCCGCCAACGGCGAGGAGGCGUGGUUCGAGCAGACCCAGACGGUCGUCUUCACCAAGGGGCCCUUCAAGGGCAGCUCGAUCACCAUCGCCGGCGCUUACGCUUUCGGCGCGAACCCUCCGCUCUCCAUCGUGGGCGGAACCGGAAAGUUCGCGGGCGCUAAGGGGGUUUACUCCGCUGGCGCUGACCCUGACAGCGAGCACGCGGCGAGCCUCCACUUUGAGUUCACCACCGACAAGAAGAUCGCCGGAGCUUCCGCGUUCGAGACCAUUUACGAUUGGCUCUUUUAGAUCAGCAGCGUUUGUACAAGUCUCUGGUUUCUAAGAGAGGACCGCUAGGCGGUCCAACUAACGUCCUGAAGUCUGAGAGGUUACUGAGGUUUGGUUCGAGCUCGAGGAGUGUUUUGCUGGAGAAUGUAACCAGAGGACUUGUUUUGGCAGUUUUGGCUGACCUAAAUCGGCAUCGGCAGGAGGUUUGAUGCCGAAGGUUGAGGUUGAUGACGUGUAACCCACGCUUAGCGGGCUGGACGGCGUAUUCGCCACAUGAACGCGAGUCGCUUAGUGAGCGUGGUAUUUAAUAACGUAGCGCGUACCAGGACCCUCGUCGUGCGCUAAUUUUUGAUCGCGAAGCACAAAAGAACGUCGUGCUUUGACCACUUUUCCGAUGGGAGAUGUACCGCCGAAUCCGUAAUAUUGAUUGAUAUACCGGCAGCUUACAGCGCUAGGACUUUCCGAUGGUUACGGACCAACAUUUGCCCAUGCGAUUUUGUCUAACCAAGGCUGUACGAAAUUCAUCAAGAACGAUUUCUUUCAG